AAGAGACCCACCUUUAUCAGCUGUACAGAAAAGUGUAAAUGUUGGUAAAACAGUUUCAGUCAAACCAAUUACAAGAUAAUUUCUUACACAAAACACCAAAUUGGAGCCUCGUGGGCGUGUAUGUCCCCCAAAAAUAGCCAAUUUUUCUCCUCAAUGGAUAAGCAAAACCUAAAUCCUUGCAUAAUAAGGAGAAUAUUCCAUUGUUUUAUAUUACAGAAUGAACAAAACCCCUGCAAACACAAAGAUGAGUCGUUUUGACCGUGCUCCAGACAUGGACUGCAGCAGUUCCAACAGCAAUGAGUACAUGAGAUAUCAGCACUGUCCCCCCAAAGUUCCCCUCAAUGGAAUGAUCAAAGCCCCUGCAAACACAAAGAUGAGUCGCUUUAACAUCGAUCCAGACAUAGACAGCAGCAUUUCCAACAGCAACGAGUACACGAGUUAUCAACACUGUCCCCCCAAAGUUCCCCUCAAUGGAAUGCAAUAUACCGACGUGGACGCGGAAAGCCAGAACUUCCUCUCUGAUCAUCAACUGGGCAAGAAGAAAUAUGAAGCUGAAUAUAGCCCUGGUUCGGCGUCGUUCGGGAUGUCGGUGUUUAACUUGGGCAAUGCCAUCAUGGGAAGUGGAAUCCUGGGACUUUCCUAUGCCAUGGCUAACACUGGCAUCGCCAUGUUUGUGAUCCUGCUGGUCGCCGUGGCCAUUUUCUCCCUCUACUCAGUCCAUUUGCUGCUCAAAACGGCCAAUGAAGGAGGUUCUCUGGUGUACGAACAGCUGGGGUACAAGGCCUUUGGGAUUCCCGGCAAACUGGCGGCGUCCUGCUCUAUCACCAUGCAAAACUUCGGAGCUAUGGCAAGCUACCUCUACAUUGUGAAGUACGAGCUGCCCAUCGUCAUUAAGGCCUUCUUGGACAGCAAUGACAACUCGUGGUACACUAAUGGAGAUUAUCUGGUGCUGAUCGUCACUAUGGCUAUCAUACUGCCGCUCUCGCUGCUUAAAAACCUGGGUUAUCUGGGAUACACUAGUGGUUUCUCCUUGUUGUGCAUGGUGUUCUUCCUUAUUGUGGUGAUCUACAAGAAGUUCCAGAUCCCCUGUCAGUUACCGGAGAACUUCAUUAACAUCACAGUGAACGUCUCUCAGCCGCAGGUCAACACUACUGAUGAAGAGUGCUGCAAACCCAAGUACUUCGUCUUCAACUCACAGACUGUGUAUGCGGUGCCCAUCCUGACCUUUGCGUUUGUGUGCCACCCGGCUAUUCUGCCAAUGUACGAGGAGCUCAAAGAUCGUUCCAGAAGGAAGAUGCAGAAUGUUGCAAAUGUCUCGUUCCUGGGAAUGUUUGUCAUGUAUCUGUUGGCUGCUCUGUUUGGAUACCUGACCUUCAACGAGGCCGUUGAACCCGAGCUCCUGCACACUUACUCAAAGGUCUACAAUUUCGACGUGGUGCUUCUGAUCGUGCGUUUUGCCGUCCUGACUGCCGUGACGCUGACGGUGCCCGUGGUUCUCUUCCCAAUCCGCACCUCAGUCAACCAGCUGCUCGGCGCCUCCAAAGAGUUCAGCUGGCCACGUCACAUCUGCAUCACCGUCGCUCUGCUCGUCUGCGUCAACAUCCUCGUCAUCUUCGUUCCCACCAUCAGAGACAUCUUCGGAUUCAUCGGUGCGUCCGCUGCUGCUAUGCUGAUCUUCAUCCUUCCCUCGGCCUUCUACAUCAAACUGGUGAAGAAGGAGUCCAUGAAAUCUGUCCAGAAGAUGGGGGCGACUUUGUUCCUCAUCGUGGGAUUCAUGGUGAUGAUCGGCAGCAUGGCUUUGAUCAUCGCAGACUGGAUCCACAACGCUGGAUCUUCAGGCGAGCACGCUGACGGCCACUAGUGGGCGUGUCCUAACCCUGAUUGACAGGCAGAUGGGCGGAGCCGAGCCGCUUACGCUGCAACUGAGAACUAGAAGAAGCUGCUCUAUUUUCAGUGCAGAGCAAAGACAAACAUCCCAUUCUGAGAGAAUGUCCUGAACUUUGUACAGUAUGCUGUUAGGCCACACAGAUGGUGAUCCACUCGUAUUGUUGUGCUUCUUUUUUUGGUUGAUUUGCUUUUCUUUUGUGUUGUUCUUCCGGUACAGCUGAGUUUUUCGGUGGUACGUCGCACACGUGCAUCAUUCUCUGUUUUCAGGUUAGGCGUUUUGUACUCACAACCAAAACUGGUUUCACGAUCAACACUGAGCGGAGCGUCGCCUGCAGAUGCGUGUUCGAACCGUUUGUACCUUUGCCAAAAAUAUCGGUGUUUGUUUGUAGAAAAGCACUUACUCUUUUUUCAGCAAAUGUGAAAAAACUGUAAUUUUGCACAUCUUGGCUGUGCUUUAAACGCAUUCGUUACGAUGCCAUUUAUACUGUACUACUUGAGUCACCUUUACCUGUCGUGUAGAUCUACUAAUGAACAAAUACUGAUUUGUAGUUGUUGAUUUCAGACAGGUGGAACGGCUGAAUGAAUUUACUGUAACUUAUUUAAACCCUGAAGACAACGAUGGGUGCUUCACAGUCACCAUGAGACGCAGCUAACAGGGAAUGUUUGCAGAACGUUCUAGCAAAGGUUAUUAACAAACUUGAACAGAACAUUCGUUCCAAAAAUGUUAAAAGAACCUUCCAGUAACGCUAAUAGAACGUUCGUUCAAGAUUCUCUGGUCUUUAAAGAUGCUCUCAAAACAUUAGCGUAAAAACUUUAUUUAUACAUUGUUCAUAAACACUUUAGUUGGACAUCUAGCAUUUGCAAAGUGCAAGGUUCUUUCUAAGUUUUAAACAAACGUUCUUCUAGUAACGUUAACAGAACGUUCGUUCAAAGUUGGACGUUACUGUAACAUUUUUUUAAAUGUUGCAACUU
Molecule: messenger RNA, 2859 nt
Organism: Sinocyclocheilus anshuiensis
Lineage: Eukaryota; Metazoa; Chordata; Actinopteri; Cypriniformes; Cyprinidae
Product: sodium-coupled neutral amino acid transporter 2-like
Exons: 16
Coding region: 218-1861 (547 amino acids)
Biological process (GO): amino acid transmembrane transport; L-glutamine transport
Cellular component (GO): plasma membrane
Molecular function (GO): L-glutamine transmembrane transporter activity
Source: RefSeq, a predicted model, not a curated record